GCAAACAUAAACCGGAAAAUCCCAUCUUAUCAUCAUCUCCAUCUUCCCACCUUCCACCUCACCCAGCAAUGCUGUCUCCCUCCCUCACCGCGCCGCCUUCCUCCUCCGCCGCCCUCCUCCCCUUCUCCUCCCCCGCCCUCCUCCCUUCAUUCCGCACCCCCACAUUCCCCCUCCUCUCCACCUCCCGCAAGCCCCAAUUCCGCCUCCACGCAAUGAUCGAGAAGGAGAUCCCCGCGGCCGAGCGCCCCGCCACUUUCCUCCGCGGAAUCGAAACAGGCACCUCCAAUUCCCCCGAUUCCGUCCGCGGCAGGUUCGAGAAGAUGAUCAGGGAGGCGCAGGACAGCGUCUGCGCCGCGAUUGAGGCCGCGGACGGCGGCGCCAAGUUCAAGGAGGACGUCUGGUCCAGGCCCGGCGGCGGCGGCGGGAUCAGCAGGGUUUUGCAGGACGGCGCCGUGUGGGAGAAGGCCGGGGUGAAUGUGUCCGUCGUUUACGGGGUUAUGCCGCCGGAGGCGUACAGAGCGGCGAAUCCUUCGCAGAAUGGGGAUGUUAAGCCUGGUCCUGUUCCGUUCUUCGCUGCUGGAAUCAGCUCUGUUCUUCAUCCCAAGAAUCCUUUUGCUCCGACUUUGCACUUUAAUUACCGCUAUUUUGAGACUGAUGCUCCUAAAGAUGCACCGGGAGCACCGAGGCAAUGGUGGUUUGGUGGAGGGACUGAUUUGACUCCUGCAUACAUUUUUGAGGAGGAUGUUAAGCAUUUUCAUCAGGUCCAGAAGAAUGCAUGUGACAAGUUCAAUACCGAUUUCUAUCCUCGAUUCAAGAAAUGGUGUGAUGAUUAUUUCUACAUUAAGCAUCGUGGUGAGAGACGUGGUCUUGGGGGUAUAUUUUUUGAUGAUCUGAAUGCAUAUGAUCAAGACAUGCUUCUCUCUUUCGCUACCGAGUGUGCAAAUUCUGUGAUUCCUGCAUAUCUACCCAUCAUAGAAAAGAGGAAGGACACUCCAUUUACGGACAAAAACAAGGCGUGGCAGCAGCUACGUCGAGGGCGCUAUGUAGAGUUUAACUUGGUCUAUGAUCGAGGAACUACAUUCGGCCUCAAGACUGGUGGGAGGAUUGAGAGCAUACUCGUGUCACUUCCGUUGACUGCACGAUGGGAGUAUGACCAUCAACCGGAAGAAGGUAGCGAGGAAUGGAAGCUUCUGGACGCGUGUAUCAACCCGAAGGAGUGGAUCUAAGUUUUAUUGUAGAGAGAGAUGUUUGUGCUUGUUUGUUUGUUUGUCUUCUUGUUUUUUGCUAUUGUAGUAGGCUUUCCUUUAGGUCCAUUUUCUGAGUAGCUGCUUAACUCUUUUUGGUAAUAAAAGAGGAAUCUUUUUUUUC
Molecule: messenger RNA, 1368 nt
Organism: Salvia hispanica
Lineage: Eukaryota; Viridiplantae; Streptophyta; Magnoliopsida; Lamiales; Lamiaceae
Gene: LIN2
Product: Coproporphyrinogen III oxidase
Cellular component (GO): cytoplasm; chloroplast stroma
Molecular function (GO): coproporphyrinogen oxidase activity
Source: RefSeq, a predicted model, not a curated record